CCUCUGUAGUCAGCAGAACGAGUGGCUGAGCGGAGGUACACAGCAUCCACGGCUACAGCAUCCUGCAGAUGACUCUGCUCCGUGGAGGAGAGGAGGGAGGGAAAAAAAAGCAAGUGUGGGAGAGAAAAGGGUUGAUCCACAGAUGAGGAGAGACUGAGAGAAGAAGAGAAGCACAGAAGGAGUAAGAGUGGGAAAUGAAAGGAAUUGAGUAAACACCGCUGCCUGCCUGAGGACCACUGCAGCUGUACUAAAUCUGGGGCUGUCAGGCCAACCCUCAGCAAAGCAGUGAGUGAGAGAGGCAAGGGAGCAGAGGAGGAAAAGAAGUGAUUUAAAGAGCUGAUCUCAUCACUCUGGACAAGCAGGGAUGGGAACCCCAAGAGCCUCUCCGUCAGCAGAUCAAACUUCACACAGGAAAAGUGCCUUCGGAUCACCGGUCUGAGUCUCAUCAGAGGAGUAAAGAAAAGGAACAUAAAAGAGAAUUGUCCUGUUAGUUCCCAAAAGGUGAAACCUCGUACAGGAACUCUGAUUACUACACUGCUGAGUACAGCUCAAGCCUCUGCUGUCCCUCCUCGGUCCUCCCUCACACCUGCCUGCUCCUGGUGAAUGUCUUCUCUGCAUGCAAUCCCACUGCUCGGCAGUUGAAAACACUCAUGGUCGAUGCCAAGGGAAGGAACAUGAAAUGUCUGACUUUCUUCUUAAUGCUUCCCGAGUCAGUGAAAAGCAAGUCAAGUAAAAGCUCCAAGAAAGGGAAUGCCAGUGGCAGCUCCAAGCUGCCCCCUGUCUGUUAUGAGAUAAUCACCCUGAGGAGCAAGAAGAAGAAGAAGAUGGCAGCAGACAUUUUUCCCACCAAAAAGCCGGCAUCCACCACCACAGUGCAACAGUACCAGCAGCAGAACCUCAACAACAACAACACCAUACAGAACUGUAACUGGCAAGGACUCUACUCCACUAUAAGAGAAAGAAAUUCAGUAAUGUUCAACAAUGAGCUGAUGGCAGAUGUUCACUUUGUGGUGGGUCAGCCUGGAAGGACUCAGCGGCUGCCAGGACACAGAUAUGUUUUGGCUGUGGGCAGCUCAGUCUUCCACGCCAUGUUUUAUGGUGAACUGGCUGAGAACAACGAUGAAAUCCAUAUCCCAGAUGUGGAACCACCAGCAUUUCUGGCAAUGCUGAAGUACAUUUACUGUGACGAGAUUGACCUGAGUGCUGACACAGUGUUAGCCACUCUUUAUGCUGCCAAGAAGUACAUUGUCCCUCACCUGGCACGUGCCUGCGUCAACUUCCUGGAGACCAGCCUGAGUGCCAAGAAUGCCUGCGUGUUACUCUCCCAGAGCUGCCUGUUCGAGGAGCCAGAGCUGACACAGCGCUGCUGGGAGGUGAUUGAUGCCCAGGCCGAGCUGGCGUUACGCUCGGAGGGCUUCUGCGACAUAGACGCCCAGACCCUGGAGAGUAUCCUACAGCGAGAGACACUCAAUGCUAAAGAGAUAGUGGUGUUUGAGGCAGCGCUCAACUGGGCUGAGGCUGAGUGCCAGAGACAGGAACUCAGCUUGUCGACUGACAACAGACGUAAGGUUUUGGGCAAGGCCAUGUACCUGAUACGAAUCCCUACUAUGGCGUUGGAUGAUUUUGCCAAUGGAGCAGCCCAGUCUGGCGUGUUGACGCUUAAUGAGACCAAUGACAUCUUCCUGUGGUAUACAGCAGCCAAGAAGCCUGAGCUGCAGUUUGUCAGCAUGCCUAGGAAGGGCCUGACACCCCAGCGCUGCCACAGAUUCCAGUCCUGUGCCUACCGAAGCAAUCAGUGGCGUUACCGGGGCCGCUGUGACAGUAUACAGUUUGCAGUGGAUAAAAGAGUUUUCAUCGCUGGGUUUGGACUGUACGGAUCUAGCUGUGGCUCAGCAGAGUACAGUGCCAAGAUUGAGCUGAAACGUCAAGGAGUACUGCUGGGACAAAACCUCAGUAAAUACUUCUCUGAUGGGUCCAGCAACACCUUCCCAGUAUGGUUUGAGUAUCCAGUCCAGAUCGAGCCUGAUACCUUCUACACUGCCAGUGUGGUGCUGGAUGGGAAUGAGCUCAGCUACUUUGGACAGGAAGGGAUGACAGAGGUGCAGUGUGGGAAAGUGACAUUUCAGUUUCAGUGCUCCUCGGACAGCACUAAUGGCACUGGGGUGCAGGGGGGGCAGAUCCCUGAGCUCAUCUUCUACGCUUGACACCACCUCUGCACAUAUUUGACUGAUUUUCAAUGCACUUAUGGAAAUAGAAAUUUAUUACUUUGUGCAUAGUGUCACUUUCUGGUAUUUAUUUUUGUCACUAUUGUGCAGAAAAAAAAAUCAGACCUGUGAUAGGGUCUUGUGUGGUUUUGAUUUUAGUAAUUGGUCCACUUGAGUAGGAUCAGAUAGAUGUCUCAAGAUGUUUGGUUGUCCAGAUACGUGGAUGAACGUCCUAAAAGAUUAAAAAUAUCUUGCACUAGAUGUGCAUAUAAUGUAUAUAUGAAUAUAUGUAAAUUUUGAAAUGUAUAUGAUGCCACAAUUGUGGCCAAUGCUGGCCUCAAAGAUAUCUUAUAUGAUAAAUAUGCUACAGUAUGUUUAUUAUUUCUAUGCUUGCAUAGAAUGCACAUAUAUAGCAGCAAUACUUCACAUUCUAUAUUCUUCGAUGAGCAUUUCAUGUCACAACUCAGUCUGGACCAUUAGCGUUAAAAAGUGAAGAAAGGCUGUAUGAUAGCAACAUACAAUUUCCUUAGGCAUUUGUAUUUAAGUGGUUUCAACUGAAUCUGCAGCUUUUUGAUACUCUGAAUCUAGUAACGGGGCACUUAGAGAGAGCGUGAGGGGUCUUAGAUUAGGGGGCACUAGAUAUAAUGAGACACAACCCAUACAGCAUCUCUCUCUGUAGCAUGCUGCUCUGCACCUACAGUACACUCAUCUCAGACACUCCAGUGAGGUUUCAUUUAGAUCAGUGUUAUUAUGUUUACAGUGAAAUUCUACUUAAAGAAUCACUUUUCACUGCUAUACGGUCGAGUGAAAGAUUUCUUUGGUUUAAUCUGUGCACAUUGCAGUACUUACAGCAAGAGCAGAACUGUUCCAUUUCAUCUAAUGUGUACUACUAAUUGUUCUGGCGCCUUGGUUUUGUUUACAGCAAAAAGAUCAAUGAUUGAUUCAGUGUUAGAAACUGUUUAUCUUAUGGACUUUUACUUCUCUUUGUUAAAAACCCUGAACUGCUGAGCACUCCCUCCCAAUGUGAUCAUACAGUAUCAGUACUUGCAUACUGUAUAUGCUACAGAAUUGCACUGAUGUUGGUUUGUAAUUGAAUUUGUCACUUUGUUUUACUUGUUCUUUUAAAUGGGGCAGAUUCUUUUGAUUUACUGUGCUACUGAAUUUUUUUUUUUCUGGUGUAGGAUAAACAUCCACAGGCUUGUCUGCUGAUAACAAUGGAUGGGCAAACUGGUGUUCAUGUCCUGUGUUUACGUGCUACAGUGCUGGGAGACCAAUGAAUGUGUAUGAUUGUUGAUGAUGCAAAUAAACAAAAC
Molecule: messenger RNA, 3517 nt
Organism: Epinephelus fuscoguttatus (brown-marbled grouper)
Lineage: Eukaryota; Metazoa; Chordata; Actinopteri; Perciformes; Serranidae
Gene: btbd3b
Product: BTB (POZ) domain containing 3b
Exons: 4
Coding region: 651-2204 (517 amino acids)
Biological process (GO): cerebral cortex development; neurogenesis; dendrite morphogenesis
Cellular component (GO): cytosol
Molecular function (GO): protein binding
Source: RefSeq, a predicted model, not a curated record